This is a messenger RNA of Nerophis lumbriciformis (worm pipefish), 1506 nucleotides long. The record is from RefSeq and is a predicted model, not a curated record. Lineage: Eukaryota; Metazoa; Chordata; Actinopteri; Syngnathiformes; Syngnathidae.
AUGAGAAGGUGGACUCUGGAGCUGAAAGUACCAAGUGACUCGGACUCCAGUAGGAUGUCAGCAACUACCACCGAGCUGAGGAGCCAGCGCGCCCGCGAGCAGCAGCGACGUCUCUCUGUUGUAAACUUGCACCUCUUGGCUAACCCGGGAGACUCCCUGUUGCUGCAGCACAGCUUGGACCGUCUGCUACGCAGGCUUUGCCCGAGCCUCCACAUUUUCCACGUAUCGGAGAGGGCAUCUCCUCAUAAAGGGAGCGCUCGCCUCUGUCCACCAGCUGGCUCCCCUUCUCUGGCCAUCACUUUCUUUCUCCACGAGGUUUAUGGAGAAGAGCGCAUCCUGAAAGUUCUGGACUUCUUCCAGCGACCGCCCUGGAAAUACCACCACACGGAGAGCUGCAAAACGUCCGGCAUCCGCAUCUCUUCCGACGAGACCGCCCCGCUGCGGCCGUACCUCCUGCCCAGUCGAGACUUUUUCAGCUUGGGCGCGGGGAUGCCCGUGUGGGGCGUGCGACCGGUGCACUUCGGAGGGGAGAUCUUGCGCGUGACGUUGUACAGUGGCUACGACAAUUACGAGGACGCCGUGCGCUUCUACGAGACAGUGCUGCAGAGGGAGGCGGAGGAGCAGAAGACUGGUUUUUGCUGGUUCACCUUGCACACAGAACCUGGGCUUUGCCUGCAGCUCGCUUUAAAGCAAGUGUCGGAGGGGGUCCACGUGGAGCCGUGUAACUCUGCUGUGCUGCAGUUCAGCGUGGAGGAAAUUGGCCAAUUGGUACCUCUGCUGCCCAACCCUUGCACACCCAUCAGCGCCUCACGCUGGCAGACCGAAGACCUGGAUGGAAACAAGGUUCUUUUCCAGGUGAAAACCCCGCCGCAUCCCAAGCCACCUUUGACCUGCGCUUUCCCCCUGGCCUGCCCCGCUGUGCCCCCCCGGGCCGUGCAGCUAAAAAGCUUGUCGCCUAACAACCUUCAUUCUCUGCCAGCUUGGCAAAACUACAGACAUGGCCCGAGAGCUACUAGUGAGAGCGCUGUGGAGAAGCUUCCAGGGAGCCAAGGGUCAGGCAGCUGUUGCAGCACUCCCCCGGGAAGCUCUUGCUACUCGUCGCAGCGCAGCAGCCCCGCCCCGCCGUCCGCUUCCGACUCGCCCCUGCGUCCCCCCAUCACCCGCUCACUCUCGCGUCUACUCCUGGAGGAGGACGAGGGGGAGACCAACGUGGACACGGGGGUCGCCGUGACCGCCGCCGUGACUCGCUCUUCUUCAAUGGAGCUUUUGAGCUCAUGUCAGCCACGGACGCCCGCGGCCUUCGGGCUUUCGGCCAAAAACUGGAGCCCUUCCAGAAAGUGGCUUUGCUCUGCUUUCUCCAAUCAUGGUGCAAACAUCAGCGCGCCGCUGACAAAUGCGCCCGAUCCCUGUUAUGUCGAAGAUGUUUUCACCGCCACGGAACUUUUUGCUAAGCCGUUGUCAUCACAGGUGAAUGAAGAGGAGUCCGUCGACGAGUUCUUCAUCUGA